CAGACAGACGGCAUCAUGUGGUGUCGAGGUUUCCUGCAGCAGAUGGUCAGAUCCACCAGAUCCUUCCGAUCCACGUCCAGCAGCAGCCGGGCGGGCAUCCUCUUUGAUGUGGACGGCGUCCUGCUGCGUGGCGGCUCGGUGAUUCCGGCCGCUCGACGUGCUUUCCGGAAGCUUCUGGACCGAAACAACAACUUCUUGUUUCCUGUCGUCUUUGUUACCAACGCAGGAAACUGUCACAGACAUCACAAGGCCCAGCAGCUGUCUCACCUGCUCGAUGUCCAGAUCGCCCCGGAGCAGGUGGUUCUUUCCCACAGUCCUUUGGGAAUGUUGAGGAGCUUCCAUGAUAAAUGUGUCCUGGUGUCUGGACAGGGACCAGUGGUGGACAUCGCCAACACUUUGGGUUUUCAAAAGGUCGUGAGCAUCGAGCAGCUCAGAGAACAUUACCCCCUGCUGGACAUGGUGGACCACAACAGGAGACCCAAACUACCUUCAUCUCCUCUGCAGACUCCUCCCCAAAUAGAAGCGAUCAUCCUGUUUGGCGAGCCAAUCAGAUGGGAGACUAACCUGCAGCUGCUGAUCGACGUGCUCCUGACCAAUGGGAGUCCGGGUUGUGUGUACGACCCUCAGCUGUCGGCCCAGCUGCCGGUCCUCGCCUGCAACAUGGACCUGAUGUGGAUGGCAGAGGCGCCAUCACCACGGUUUGGUCACGGGAUGUUCCUGCUGUGUCUGGAGUCUGUCUACAGGAAGCUGACGGGUCAAGAGCUUCAGUACCAGGCGCUACUGGGAAAACCCAGUCUGCUAACAUACCAGUACGCCGAGCACCUGCUGAGUCUGCAGAACCACAACCACAAGCUAACCACCAUCUACGCUGUCGGGGACAACCUGAUGACAGAUAUAUAUGGUGCUAACCUGUACAACCGGUACCUUACUCAGCAGCACGCCGCCAUGACGAGCACUACUAAGCUUGUUGCCCAUGGAACAGGGAGUCAGGUGACGAUGGCAAUGCCGGAGGAGGAGCUAAUCUCUGCUGCUGCAGCACAGUGUCGCUCCAUAUUGGUGUGCACAGGUGUCUAUAACCCUCACUCCCCGUUGCCUAGCGACCAAAGUGGCACAUUCAUGGAGACGGUGUUCCACGGUCACAGAGACUUGGUUCUGGAUCCAGACCUGGUGGAGCCGAGUCAUGUGGUGGAGGACGUGGAGGCCGCCGUCGACGUGCUGCUUCAGCAGGAGAGCGCCGUCACCUCUGACACCUGACCUCUUGGCCUCUGACCCUCACACAGACACUACAUGAGUUUGUUUGGGAGACUCUCGAUGGACUGCUAGGACCUGCAGGGUCACGUGACCAACGGAGACAGCUGAAGGCUUAAAUUUGCUAAUUUCCUGUAGCGUUGUUAGCUACCUGUAUCAUUAGCUGGUAAUCAGAGAAGAAGAAGAAAACACACCUGUAGAACAUUAGUGAAACUCUGUUUAGCAUAAAGAAUACACAGUCGCAGGAAAAAGAAUGUGAACCCUUUGGAAUCACCUGGAUUUCUGCAUAAAUGGUCAUAAAAUGUGAUCUGAUCUUCAUCUAAGUCACAACAACAGACAAACACAGUCUGCUUGAACGAACUCCUCACAAACAAUUAUAUGUUUUCAUGUUUUUAUUGAACACACUGAGUGAACAUUAUUAUUAAAGCGUGGAAAAAGUAUCUCAGGGAAACACUGGUGCGUCACAGUGAGCCCGGGUCUCUCACACCAAAGGUAUGUGUCUUAAAUUCUGUGCCAUCACCGCCCUGCUAACGCUCCUAUUUAUCUUGAAUGAUCACAAAGAUGUAAUAACUAGUUUAUGACAGACUAAAAUUUUUAAUAAACAUUUAUAAGUGUUAUAUGUUUUAGUGGAGUCUGCUGCAGAUUAUUAUUGCUCAUAACAUAAACAGCUGUAAUAAUAUAAAAUAUGUCUUCACAGAAGAAAGUAUAAGACUUUUGUUCUUAUAUCUGCUUACAGUGACAUUAUAGUGUGUUAUUAACCGUUUGUUACUUAUUAUAACCCGGGACGCAAAGUGACAUCAGUCUCAACAGCGUGUGCUCUGUUAGAUAACGCUGCGAUCGCUCAUACAGCUAAGCGGUCAGCUGACGGUAAACAUACUAACAGAUUAGCUCGCUAACGGUAGUGCAAGCUUGGCCCCCGCACUGGUCACAUGACCUUCACCUCUCAGCUGUCUUGAAACACACCUGUGAACACCUGAAUGUGGAGUGACCUCUGACCUCAGACUGUAAGGGUUUAACCCUUAAACUAUGGAUGAACGCUUAGAAAACUAAUGACCUCACUAAUGUUUGCUGGUGCUGUGAGCUGAUUUAUGUCAGACAUUAACGUCUGUGUAAUGUUAUGAUUUCAUAUAUGGAUUGUAAACGUCUGAAGGCUUUUAUAUUUUAUAUACAGGACUGUUUAAAGAAUCCGAUCUGUCAGUGUGCUGUUAAAGGAAAUUUUUAAUUGUGUUUAAGAGCAACUUUGCAAUAAAACAUCAAAUGUGAAAA
Molecule: messenger RNA, 2514 nt
Organism: Micropterus salmoides (largemouth bass)
Lineage: Eukaryota; Metazoa; Chordata; Actinopteri; Centrarchiformes; Centrarchidae
Exons: 9
Coding region: 16-1254 (412 amino acids)
Biological process (GO): glycerophospholipid biosynthetic process
Cellular component (GO): mitochondrion
Source: RefSeq, a predicted model, not a curated record